GUAAGGCGGGCCGAGACUCCGUGAGGCUGAGACGCGCCUGCCCGCUGCCGUUAAUACCAACCCCCUCGCCGUUACGCUCCUAAAACCCUAGCGAAGGCGUGCCUUUCCCUUACCGCCCACCCGCCGCCGCCGCCGCCGCCAUGUGCCCCGCAGCGGCGACCAUGAGAUCGGCCAGGCCGUCGAAGAAGCGGAAGCAGCCCGUCGUCGCCCCGCCGGAGUCGGACUCUGAGGAGGAGUCGGUGUACGACACCGCCUCCGACGGCGACGAGGAGGAAGAGGAGAGGCAGCAGGAGGUAGAGAGCGAGGACGAAGACGAGGAGGUGGAGGAGGGGAGCGAUGAUGAAGACGAGGAGAUGGAGGAGGGGAGCGAUGACGAUGAGGACGAGGAGGAAGAUGAGGACGAGAGCGAGGAGGAGGAGGAGGUGAAAGUGACGGUGAAGGAGGAGGAAAAAAAGGAAAAGAAGAAGAAAAGGGAGGAGGUGGAGGAAAAGAAGAAGGAAAAGGAGGAGGAGAAAGAGGAAAAGAAGGUGAAGAAGAAGGGGGAGGGGAGCGGGAUUCUCUCAAACAAGCUCUUCUCGGAGCUCCCCAUCUCUGAGCUCACUGCCAAGGCCAUCAGAGAGAUGAACUACACCCACCUCACCCAGAUUCAAGCUAGAUCAAUACCACAUCUGUUGGAAGGAAAGGAUGUGAUGGGCGCAGCUAAAACUGGAUCAGGGAAGACUCUUGCGUUCCUUAUACCAGCGAUUGAGCUGCUCUAUCAUCUGCGCUUCUCACCAAGGAACGGGGCCGGAGUUAUUGUGGUUUGCCCGACAAGGGAGCUUGCUAUCCAGACACACAAUGUUGCCAAGGAGUUAAUGAAGUAUCAUUCGCAAACUCUUGGAUAUGUCAUUGGUGGUAAUAACCGGAGAAGUGAGGCAGAUCAGCUUGCGAAGGGGGUCAAUUUAUUAGUUGCUACCCCAGGCAGGCUUUUGGACCAUCUACAAAAUACCAAGAGCUUCAUAUACAAAAGGCUAAAGUGCCUUGUAAUUGAUGAAGCUGAUCGCAUACUUGAGCAAAACUUUGAGGAAGAUAUGAAACAAAUAUUUAAACGCCUACCUCAGAAUAGGCAGACUGUUCUUUUUUCUGCUACACAGACUCCAGAGGUUGAAAAAUUUGCUAAAUUGUCAUUUGAGAAAAAUGAAGAAAGUAAAGAAAAACCAGUUUAUGUUGGAGUUGAUGAUGAUAACUCAAAAGCUACUGUUGAAGGCUUACAGCAGGGGUACUGUGUCAUUUCAAGUGAGAAGAGGUUCCUGGUUCUGUAUGCUUUCCUCAAAAAGAAACAGAAUAAGAAGGUCAUGGUGUUCUUUUCAUCAUGUAAUUCAGUCAAGUUCCACUCAGAACUUCUGAAUUUCCUUGGGAUAGAGUGUUCCGAUAUCCAUGGGAAACAGAAGCAGCAGAAACGAACUACAACAUUCUUUGACUUUUGCAAGGCAGAAAAGGGCAUCUUAUUGUGCACUAAUGUGGCUGCACGUGGACUUGAUAUCCCUGAUGUGGAUUAUAUCGUGCAAUAUGAUCCUCCAGAUGAACCAAAGGAUUACAUUCACAGAGUUGGUCGUACCGCCCGUGGUGACAAAGGAAAGGGAAGUGCAUUGCUGUUCCUACUACCAGAAGAAUUAAAAUUUCUCAUUUACUUGAAGGCAGCCAGGGUUACCCUUACAGAAUAUGAGUUCAAUCAAAAGAAUGUGCCAAAUUUGCAAUCACACCUCGAGAAAAUUGUUAGCGACAAUUACUUUCUGAACCAGUCUGCUAAAGAAGCCUACAGAUCCUACGUUUUGGCGUAUGACUCUCACUCUAUGAAAGACAUUUUUAAUGUUCAUCAACUUGAUCUGCAGAAAGUAGCUGCAUCAUUCUGUUUCAGAAACCCUCCAAAGGUGAAUCUGGACCUGGAGAGCAGCGCUGCGAAACAUCGGAAGAAGAUGAGGAGAUCAGAUGGUGGGAAGAGGCAUGGUAUCAGCCCUUCAAAUCCUUAUGGUAGGAAGGACAAAGACGGUGGCAAUAAACGACAGUUUGCGAGGUUUUAGAAAAGAAGGGCCUUACAUGGGGUUGUGUAAUACCAGAGCUUCAAAGUUUCCUGGCUUUGGAAAAUUUUGACAGAUCGCUUGAUGCUAGAGUGGAUGAGAUAUUAUCACUUGUUUUAGUGGAUGAUCGCUUGAUGUGUUGCAUCUUUAGAGUGUAAUGCAAUUGCCCACACAGUGGAUUCUUUAUUUCAUAGUGCUUCGAUUGCUGCUGCACAA
Messenger RNA from Panicum hallii, 2273 nucleotides. RefSeq names its product DEAD-box ATP-dependent RNA helicase 27. The coding region runs from base 141 to 2060 and encodes 639 amino acids. The record is from RefSeq and is a predicted model, not a curated record. Gene Ontology annotation, biological process: maturation of LSU-rRNA from tricistronic rRNA transcript (SSU-rRNA, 5.8S rRNA, LSU-rRNA). The transcript is spliced from 12 exons. Gene Ontology annotation, molecular function: nucleic acid binding; RNA helicase activity; ATP binding. Gene Ontology annotation, cellular component: nucleolus. Lineage: Eukaryota; Viridiplantae; Streptophyta; Magnoliopsida; Poales; Poaceae.